AUGGGUGACGCGGCCAUGGAAAGCAAAUCGGCCAGUAAUGGCAGUGGUGAGAAGUCACACCUAUUCAACUUCACUGGCAUAUCUGCCAACAAGGCAGGUAUGGGAGCAGACAGAAAGCUGGUUGCAGACUUCGUUUACGAGAAAAGCAAGAAUUCACAAUACACCCAGCAUCAGCUCGAACUCGACGCCAAGCAGCACACCAGAGCAGAGGCUGUGGCAUGUGAGCUCCGCACGGCCGAGAAGAGAAUGUCCGAAAGUGAGAUGCUGGCGGAAAAGAGGAAGGCCGAAAGCGAGCUGGAAGCGCUUGAGAAGCACAGGGAUCUCACUCGAACCCACUGUGUCGUUGACAUGGACAUGUUCUAUGCCGCCGUUGAGAUUCGGGAUCAGCCAGACUUGGCAUCAAAGCCUGUAGCCAUUGGAGGACUCGGGAUGAUAUGCACCGCGAACUACGUGGCGCGCCUAUAUGGAGUCCGAGCUGCCAUGCCAGGUUUCAUUGCGGUGGAGAUGGUCAGGAAUCCAACUGCCAUCGGCUCGAAGAUGCCACCGGAUGAGCUUGUUUUCAUUCCACCAAACUUUGCGAAGUACACGCAAGUGGCGAUGGAAACAAGGGAAGUCUUUCGACAGUAUGAUCCGCAUUUUAAGGCAAUGUCUCUAGACGAGGCAUACCUGGAUCUGACCGACUAUCUAGCUGCGCAUGGGGUAAGCGCAGAGACCGCCGUGCAAAAGAUGCGAGAUCAGGUCAAAGAACGCACCGGCCUGACCUGUUCGGCUGGCAUUGGUCCAAACCGCAUGGUUGCCAAGAUAGCCUCAGAUGAGAAGAAGCCAGAUGGUCAGACGAGGAUUCUGCCCACAAGGGCAGCCGUUCUUGACUUUAUGGACCGCCUGCCAGUUCGCAAGAUUCCCGGGUGCGGCAAGGUGCUUGAGAACCAGAUUUCGAUCAUGUUGGGUGUGCAAACAUGCUCGGAGCUUCGCGCUGCCGCUGCGCGUGUAAAACGCGCAUUUCAGGGCCGAAAGACUUGCAGCUUCCUCCUGCGAGCGUGUCUUGGCCUGUCAGCUGACGAGCUGGCCGAAGACGGGGACGAAAUCGGCAACGUGGGCCGCAAGUCCCUGUCAUGCGAGCGCACGUUCCGAGCGGAGUCGGAGCCCGCGGAGCUGCGUGGGCGCUUGCGAGACCUCUGUCGGAAUGUCGCGCAGGAUAUGGCAGCGUCCGUUCCGCCUCUUGCAGGUCGAGUCGUGGCUUUGAAAACCAAGGCAUCCAGCUUCGAGGUGCGGAAUAAGCAGGUCAGCCUGAUGCAGCCAGUGGGCUUCAGCCCCAACUUCGGAAAGCCUGCUGAAGCUGCUGGAGUCCCUGAAGCCACUGCAACACACGAAGCACCUCACGAGGCAUCACAAAGCACUGUUGCCGAAGAGGCCGAACGGGAGAUCUCGCGUGUGACUCACGAGCUCUUCAAGUUGCUGGAGCCAGUCCUGGAGGAACAGCUCCCAUGUCAGCUUCGCCUAAUGGGAGUCCGGGUAUCUUCUUUCAGAGACCAGCGCUCCACUCUCGACAAAGGGCAGCGGCAGCUCAACAGCUUCUUCCAAGGCAAAAGCUCCGAGCAGAUCGCAGAAGAGCGCCACGCAGAGGCUCCAGCUGGCUGCGGCCAGGCAGCUUCUGAUCAGAGUGCAGAGAUGCCAAGACCCGCGCUGAGAGCUUUGCAGGACUCCACCGUUAUUGACCUUGAAGCCAGCUCUCAAGAGGACCAGGCAUUCAAGGCCUCCGAGCCAAAGGAAGGCAAUGCGCGCCCGCAGGGCCAGCAGGGCCCGCAGAGCCCGCAGAAGUCACUGCCGGCAGGGACAUCCGAAGGCUGCUUAAAGCGAGUGGUUGCAAGACUUGCCAGUCGUGCCAAGAGGAUUCGCUCGUCCGGAGUUUGUUGCCCAGUUUGUGGCAUUCGAGUGCCUGAAGAUGAAGCGAAUCAUCAUGUGAAUGCUCACUAUGGGGACAAUUGA
Molecule: messenger RNA, 1986 nt
Organism: Symbiodinium natans
Lineage: Eukaryota; Dinophyceae; Suessiales; Symbiodiniaceae
Source: the annotation of a GenBank genome assembly